AUGGCCAGUCCACUUAAGAAAGACGACCGUGCUCGAUUCCACCUGGGAAAAGCAGACAUCAAGGGCGGAAUGGGCAAGGAUAGUAUGCUGCUCGACUACAUUUCCCUCGACAUUAUUAGCUGCAUUGCUGCUGCCCAGGGCCGCAGUGAAUACACGGUUAUCUUGGGCUUGCUUCUAGCGACAUUUUCUAACUCAGUCUACGUUGUUGUUGGCCGAAUCUUUGCCUUCGUGGAGAUGCCCAGUCCGGGCGGCGGCGUCUACUUUGUGGUUACUAUUCAAAAACGCAACUUCUUCGCAGCCUUCGCCAUUAUGAUUGUUUACAUCGUCAGUCUCUGGAUACUCCGGCCGCGUGGCGCCGUGCGCACCUGCCGCUGUCUCAACACCCUCAUGGACCUUGCAUUACUCGUACAACAGAGCCCUGUGCUACAAUGUCCCGAGUUCUGGCUGCAGGACCCCUCUGAUAUGGAGGAUCAUCUACGCGCACAGGUCACGUUGGCUGACCGCGUCUACCGUUAUGGCGUCUACAAGGGGUACAAUGAGGAUCAGUAUGUUGGUAUCGCGCCUCACUCCAUCCCAUCUGCAUGGAAACAGGCGGCAGCCAAUGCGGGCGCCGGUGUCACUUUCCCCGGCCUAUACUACUCCAUCGAGCUAGCACGCGAUAUGCUGCGGUACGGUGUUUACGACGACGCUACCCUCACGUACGCGUGGGAUAUUCUCGACAAUGGUCCUCGAACACAACCUGGCUGCGUGAGGGUGCGCUCAAAUGAAUAUCGGAGCUGGAGGAAGGGUUUCCGGAGACCAGGACGCGCUCGAGGAAACAUCCGGAGUCAUGAAGACGAGGCGAGUACUACGUCGUCCUAUUCAUCGCCUGUACCCGAUCCCGGGUCCGGAUCCUAUCAAUGA
This is a messenger RNA of Colletotrichum chrysophilum, 903 nucleotides long. RefSeq lists its product as uncharacterized. The transcript has a single exon. Lineage: Eukaryota; Fungi; Ascomycota; Sordariomycetes; Glomerellales; Glomerellaceae. The coding region runs from base 1 to 903 and encodes 300 amino acids. The record is from RefSeq and is a predicted model, not a curated record.